Alternaria alternata is the source of this 1001-nucleotide messenger RNA. RefSeq names its product phosphatidylethanolamine N-methyltransferase. Gene Ontology annotation, biological process: phosphatidylcholine biosynthetic process. The coding region runs from base 255 to 863 and encodes 202 amino acids. The record is from RefSeq and is a predicted model, not a curated record. Gene Ontology annotation, molecular function: S-adenosylmethionine-dependent methyltransferase activity. The transcript has 5 exons. Lineage: Eukaryota; Fungi; Ascomycota; Dothideomycetes; Pleosporales; Pleosporaceae.
CAAUAAUACAUCAUAACAAGUUGACAGCUUAAUGCGCUCGGUAGGCGUUCGUCCGUGACGCGCCCCUUGCGCGAUUCUUGAACAUGUGGAGCUUAUGACGUCUCGCUAACGGCGCAACUGCCGAAUGCACAUGCUUGACACCUGGGCAAGCUGUCCACAUCCCCCACACCUUCUGUAUCGUGGAUUCAAAGCUUCACCUACCUGUGUGUUCUUGCGUUUGAAGACUCGCAACUCGUCUGGACUUGCUCUUGACCAUGGCUUCUUACAUCGACUUCAGUCAGCCCAGUUUGUGGGUAUCUGCUGCAAGCAUUGUAUUCAACCCUACUUUCUGGAACAUCGCUGCGCAGCAAGAAUACCAUAACAAGGUCAUUACCAAGCUGUUUGGGGGUAACUCUCGACUUGGGUGCUAUGCGCUUGCCGUAACCAUUUUCUCACUGGGUAUCUUUCGAGACUACCUGUACGUUUACAAUGAAGCUCUCGCCGAUCAGCCCACCCAUCCGACUCUCCUCUCCCCUGCUAUCAAAUACUCCGCGAUCCCUCUGUUCCUAACAGGGAACACCCUCGUCCUGACCUCGAUGUGGGCUCUUGGUGUCACUGGCACCUACCUUGGUGACUACUUCGGCAUCCUCAUGGACGAGCCUGUGACGACAUUCCCAUUUAACGUCUCGGGUUCGCCCAUGUAUCACGGCUCUGCCAUGUCUUUCCUGGCCACGGCUAUUUGGUACGGAAAACCAGCUGGUAUACUUCUUACUGCACUGGUCCACACUGCAUACUCUAUUGCGUGCAGGUGGGAGGAUCCAUUCACUGGUAUGAUCUACCAGAAGAGAGACGAGGAGAGGAAGAAGGGCAAGAAGGGUCUGUAGAUGACUCGUCUCUACGUUGGCCAGCACGAUACAAGAUAAUAAUGUUGGGCAAACGAGCCUGCGACAUGGCUCUUGUGAUCAAUCACACAAUAGCGCAUUCAAUCUCCAUGUCCGCACACGUAUGGGUUGUGGGGGGAG